UGACACACUUCUUCGUCAUCUCAACAUCAAAGCCCUAAAAAAUCAUAACCCAGGGUGCCCGAGCUUCUGUGGGUACGUUGUCUAAACUGAAGGACAAGCUCAGUGGACUGCUCGAAACGUAUGCUUUCUUUUCUCCCCUGGUUUCAAUUUGUAUUUUUCCCUUUAAGAUUUCAUAUUAGAGAAGCGAAUGACAAACAAAAAAAAAAAGGAAAAAGAUUUGCUUUUUAGUCUUAGAAAACUGGACAAAGUUGGUCCAAGAGACCAUUUUCCCCCAAACAAUCGACCUCUUGCACAUUGCACGAAUAAGCUUGCAGUAGGGUUUGCUAUUAGAAGUUACUGUGAUAAACAAGAUUCACUACUGACGCUGUUCGAUUGGAGUUUUUGAAGGACCAUAUUGGGAGAGAAACAUUGAGAGAGUAUCUGAACCAAUUAUGGGUUGUGUUCUUCCCCAGAUUCAACUUCUAAUGAGAUUAUUAAAGAUAUGGUCAACUCUCCCUGAUUAACAAAAAUAAGCUAAAUAGCCGGCAAUGACCAAGACAUUGACCAUAAAAAUAAUCAAGACUUCAAAUCUGCCGCCAUAUGAUAGGAGUAGUAGUUGUCCUCGAGCUGUUGUAAUCACAACAUCCCUUCUCCGUUCUCUUGUAUUCUUAUCCUGCUAAUUAUUCGCCAAACAUUUUUUCCUUCAAGUCCCAAUUUCUGUUUACAUAAGGAAACCAUGAUUCCUUCUGUGCUCAUCUCCGCGGCCAAGGGAAUCCUGAAUGGGUUGCUUCCCCUAGCAAUAAAUCAGAUUAACCUGGCAUGGGGUUUCAAGAAAGACCUCGAAAAACUCCACGAAAGGCUAGAAAUUAUUCAGGCUUUGCUAUAUGAUGCUGAGAACCAGAAAAUAAUCUCACAUACUAUGAUGGCGUGGCUAAAGAAACUCAAGGCUGCAAUCUGCUAUGCUGAGAAUGUGCUGGAUGAAUUGGCCUAUGAAGCUCUUCGAAGAAAGAUUGAGGUUCACGACCGGAAGAGGGACAAGGGGCGCCAUUUGUUCACCCACUCUGAUCCAUUGUCAUUCCAUUUCAAGAUGGCUAAUAAGGUCAAUAACAUCAAUAAACUGUUAGACAGAAUUUGUAAAGCAGCAAAUGAUGUUGGUCUUAGACCAGCUGAGCAACUCAAUGAUGUUAUUGUUGAACCUAGGGAGUGCAUGAUGAGUCAACCUUUUAUCGAUCAUACACAAGUUGUGGGUAGGGAUGGUGAUGUUUAGGUAGUGGUAGAUAUGUUACUUGGUUCUUAUGUAGAAGAUGAUUUACCUGUCGUUGCUGUUGUAGGAAUGCCUGGGCUAGGAAAGACAACUCUUGCUCAGGUAGUUUACAAAGAAGCAAAAGUCAUUAAGAAUUUAUGUGCGAGAAUGUGGAUUUGUGUAUCUGAUGAUUUCAAGGUGGAAAGGUUAUUGAAUGAUAUGGAGUAAUCUCUUACGGGAGAUAAGUCUGAGACUCAUAGCAUUGAAGGGGUAGUGAGAAAGCUUAGACAAAAACUGAAUGGGAAAAAAUACUUGCUUGUAUUAGAUGACGUUUGGAACACGAAGCCAGAUUUAUGGGUAGACCUGAGAAGUUCUUUGGCAGGAAUAGGUGGCUCUAAGGAAAGCAAAAUUUUUGUUACCACCCAUAGUAUGGAAGUUGUAUUAGCAAUGCGAACAUCCCCGUCAUGCACCCAUCAGUUGACGACACUAUCAGAAGCUGAUUGAUGGACAAUGUUUAGGAAAAGAGCAUUUUCCAAUAGAGAACCAAGAGAAACUCCAACUUUAUUGGAUAUUGGUUGAGGAAUGGUAGAAAAGUGUAAGGGUGUACCAUUAGCGAUAAACUCAUUAGGAGGUCUACUGUACUCGAAGCAGGAUGAACAAGAAUGGGAGUUCAUCAAGAAGAGUGAAAUAUGGAGUUCACUCGAAAAUGAAAAUGGUAUUCUACCAAUAUUGAGGCUUAGUUUCGACCAUUUACCUUCACCAUCUUUGAAACGAUCUUUUGCAUACUGUUCUAUUUUUUCAAAGGAUGAAGUCAUUAUCAAGGAUGAGUUGAUUCAACGUUGGAUGGGUCUAGGAUAUCUUCAACCUUAUUCAAGAUGUAAGGUGGAAAUGGAAGAGUUAGGCAAUGAGUAUUUUAAUACUUUAUUGCGCAAUUCGUUAUUCCAGGAAGUGGAAUAUGACGAGUACAACAAUAUCACAAGUUGCAAGAUGCAUGAUCUUGUACAUGAUCUUUCACUUCAUGUCUCACAGGGUAAUUGUUUGACUUUGGAAGCUAGUGAGGUGAAGAAUAAUCUCGAUGUUGAACAUCUGUCAUUACUUCUUAGAGAAGAAACACGGUUAGAUAUUUCGGAAGAAAACAUUGGAAAAUUGAGGUCACUAUUUUUAACGGGAGAUCUCCCCGAAACACCCAAUAUUUUCAAUGUAUUCGCGCUUUGUGUUUAGUAGACUCCAAGUUGCCAAGUUCAAUAUGCAAGUUCAUACAUUUAAGGUUUCUUGACAUCUCUAGCUCUUCUAUUACGAAAGUUCCAAAUUUUAUCACCAAGUUCUACAAUUUGGAAACACUAAAGCUACCAUGGUAUCUAGAAGAACUUCCAAACGAUAUCCACAACUUGGUUAGCUUGAGACAUUUAUAUCUUGGAUAUUCAUAUGGAUCUAGAAAGUUAAUGCCAAUGAAGAUAGGGCAGUUGACAUCAUUGCGAACAUUACCUGUCUUUGUGGUGGGCAAGAAGAGUGCCAUAGAAUGGAAGAGUUGGGUAACUUAACCAAGCUAAGAGGUAGGUUGGUGGUUCGGGAUCUACAAAAUGUGAAAGACAAGGAAGAAGCAAAGAAGGCUAAAAUGUUUCAAAAAUCUAAACCUCAAGAGUUGACAUUGUACUGGGAUGGAGACCUUAGAAACUCCAAUGAUAACCAUGAGGAUGUGUUGGAGGGACUCAAACCUCACCGGAAGGUUAAGGGAUUAAUACUUCGUUAUUUUGGAGGAAGAAGAUUAGCGUCAUGGAUGAGUACUACAGAUGCCCUUUUGCUUCUAAAUUUGGUGAAGAUUAACCAAGCUAACUUCAGAUUAUGUGAGCAAGUCCCUGUGCUUGGACACCUUCCGCAUCUUGCAAUGGUCAAAAUGGUUCGUUUGCAUAACUUGAAGCGUAUUGGUCCUGAGUUUUAUGGACCAGAUGAAGGCAUUAUUGAUAAUUGCAGUAGUAGUGGGGCAGCAGCAAGAGUAUUUCCAGCAUUGAGGGAAUUCCAACGUUUUGAUAUGCCUCAGCUAGAAGAAUGGUCAGACGUAUCAUCAUUACCUGUUGUUGGCACAAGAAUGCUGGAGUUCUUCCCCCAUCUUCAGAAGUUAGAUAUCUCAAAGUGCCCCAAGUUGAUAACCAUCCCAGCAUUCAACGGCUUGACAUCCCUUCAACAUCUUGAAAUUGAACGUUGCCCUGAGUUUUCAAGUUUGCCUAAGGAGCUGCUACAACCAACCCUUGUAGAUAUACGCCUAAAGUGGUGUCCAAAGUUAAAAACGCCCAAUCUAGAAGCAUUACGUGGCCUCACAUCCCUCAAGAACCUGACAGUUGAAGAAUGUCCAAUCUUAUGGAGUUAUUGGGAGGAGGGACUGGUUUGCACCACCAAUCUUCAAUCAUUGCAUAUAGGAGAAUUCACUGAGAAGUUAAGAUUUUUCCCCUGGCCCUCCCCAAGUGCUGCAUCAUCACCAUGGUGCCAUUUCACAUCCCUGAAGUAUCUAGUUUUAGUGGGAUGGGCAGAGGUCAGGUCUCUGCCUGAUCAACUUGAGCACCUCUCUGCCUUGACAAGUUUAAAACUUCAGCAUUUCAGUGGAUUGGAAUCUCUGCCGGAGUGGCUGGGUAACCUUUCAUCACUUCAAUCCUUGGAAGUACAUGAGUGUCCCCUUCUUGAGGAAAGAUGUGAAGAGGGAGGCGAAGAUUGGCACAAGAUUGCUCAUAUUGCAUCUAUUCAAAUAGUUAACUUAUUCUUCGAGUUCUUGUCUUUGCCUCUCUCUCUCUCUCUCUCUCAGGUGUCUAUGUUUCUCUUCUCCAUGUGCGUGCGUGAAAUAAUCAAUGGAAAAUGUUAUCUGACCUUUGUGAUUAUUGGGCUUUCAGAUUCAUGGGAUCGAUUUUACUGA
Messenger RNA from Rhododendron vialii, 4124 nucleotides. Its product is annotated as disease resistance protein RGA2-like. The transcript has 2 exons. The record is from RefSeq and is a predicted model, not a curated record. The coding region runs from base 2742 to 4124 and encodes 460 amino acids. NCBI's taxonomy places the organism in Eukaryota, Viridiplantae, Streptophyta, Magnoliopsida, Ericales, Ericaceae.